This is a messenger RNA of Fonticula alba, 561 nucleotides long. RefSeq lists its product as hypothetical. The record is from RefSeq and is a predicted model, not a curated record. The coding region runs from base 1 to 561 and encodes 186 amino acids. The transcript has 4 exons. NCBI's taxonomy places the organism in Eukaryota, Rotosphaerida, Fonticulaceae.
AUGGGCCCUACCCAGGCGGCCGGGCCUCCCGCCACCGCCCCGGUGAGCACGCGGCUGCUCCUGCCGGCCCUGGCCCGCGCAAGGCCUUCUGCUGGCCCGGCCGCCGGCCGCGCGCUGGCCCUGCCCCCCGCCAUGUUCGACUGCUGGCUGCCGGCUUGCCUGGCUCUCGGAUUGACGCUGCCGCCAGCGUCGCCGGCCCCAGGUCUCGGCGCGGCCCAGGCCGGCGCCGGGACAUCCGGCACCCCCGUCGCGCGCAUCCAGCGCACGGGCGGCACCUGCCCGGCGCUCGCCGGGCUGGGCGCUCGGCACGGCUGCGCGGCAUGUCUCAGCGCGACCGGCACCCUAGCGGCGGGUGGAGCCCCGCCCGGGACCGCGGCCGCGAGCACAUCACUCGCCACCCCUCGAAGGGCCGAGGGCUUCCGGCCGGGGUUCAACUCUGCCGGCCUCGGUCGCAUUGGCCGCAUGUGCCGCGUCGCCGGCCGUGUGCUCAACAGACGCAUGCCGCCGGCAGUCACCGCCCCCACCGGCAACAUGGCGGCCGGGGCUACUCCCGUCCGGUAG